ACACUGACAGUGACUAGAAAAAACAUAAACAGUUGAGGAAAAAUAGAGAGACUGGGAAAUCCAGCAGGAAUUUGAGACAGUUCGAGCAAGCCAGGAAAGGGCCAAGCACACACAGUAUGUUCCAUUUCAGCGGCUUCAACAUGAUGUUCCCAGAGGGACGCAGUUUCCAUGCCACAUACAAGUGCUUCUCCGUAUCAAUGUUGCCCGGAAACGAGCGAUCCGAUGUGGAAAAGGGUGGAAAAAUUAUCAUGCCCUCCUCGGCGCUGGACACGCUGACCCGCCUGAAUGUGGAGUACCCAAUGCUGUUCAAGCUCACCAACGGCAAGAAGUCGCGUUCCUCACACGCCGGAGUCCUCGAGUUCGUCGCCGACGAGGGUAAAUGCUACCUGCCCUACUGGAUGAUGGACAAUCUGCUGCUUGAGGAGGGCGAUAUCCUCAACAUCGAGAGCGUCUCCCUGCCUGUGGCCACGUUCUCCAAGUUUCAGCCGCACAGCACAGACUUCCUGGACAUCACCAAUCCAAAAGCGGUGCUGGAGAACGCGCUUCGCAACUUCGCUUGCUUGACUAAGGGCGAUGUAAUCGCCAUCAAAUACAACAAGAAGGUCUACGAGCUGUGCGUCCUGGAGACGAAGCCUGGAAAUGCAGUCAGCAUCAUCGAGUGCGACAUGAACGUAGAGUUUGAGGCUCCGGUAGGUUACAAGGAUCACUCGGAAACGCAGGCCUCCGGCUCCGGGCAGAAGGGCUCCGCGGGAUCUGCGGCUGGUGAAGUCUCCGGCGCAGCUAAUACCGUACUUGAGGAGGUGGUUGAAACCUUCCAAGGCUCUGGCGUUCGCUUAGAUGGCAAGAAAAAGAAGGAGAGCCAGCUGGAGACGCCGGUUCUCAAAAAGGUUCUGCCUCGCGGUGUUCCCGAUUACGAUUUCGAGUUCGGCCUGAUCCGUUUCGACCGUAACAUUCGGCCCAUCAGCGACAGGGGAAGCGAGGAAGCCGCCGGAGCUGGCAACGCGGACGGAGCCGAUGCCGAGAGCUUCCACGGCACUGGAUUUUCCAUGAAGAAAACGCGCAAAUAGAUCUAGUUCUAGUUGUAUAAUGUGUGAAACAUAGAAAUUAAAUAAAAGCCUCACAGGGGCAGCGUCA
This is a messenger RNA of Drosophila kikkawai, 1134 nucleotides long. RefSeq names its product ubiquitin fusion-degradation 1-like (gene Ufd1). NCBI's taxonomy places the organism in Eukaryota, Metazoa, Arthropoda, Insecta, Diptera, Drosophilidae. The record is from RefSeq and is a predicted model, not a curated record. Gene Ontology annotation, cellular component: VCP-NPL4-UFD1 AAA ATPase complex. Gene Ontology annotation, molecular function: polyubiquitin modification-dependent protein binding.